Pyricularia pennisetigena is the source of this 1290-nucleotide messenger RNA. RefSeq lists its product as uncharacterized. The transcript has 3 exons. NCBI's taxonomy places the organism in Eukaryota, Fungi, Ascomycota, Sordariomycetes, Magnaporthales, Pyriculariaceae. The coding region runs from base 1 to 1290 and encodes 429 amino acids. The record is from RefSeq and is a predicted model, not a curated record.
AUGGCAGCAGCAACUAGAGCAUUCGUACUGCUGUGCACCUUCCUGUCCUUUGUCUCGGCGGCGAGGUGCGCAAGCGGACGAUGGGUAGACGUAUGGGGUUCCAUGCCGCAGCUCGUCGAGCCGGCAAACUUGCCCAAUGCGCCGUGGAAUCAAACCGGCGAGGUCUUCAGAAACGCCACCCUGCGCCAGACCAUCCGCCUGUCUCUCGGCGCCCCCGUCAUCCGCCUGCAGAUCAGCAACGCUUUUGGCGGCUCGGACUUGCCAAUCACGGCCGUGACGGUCGGCGUGACCCCUAACAAGACUGCCGGCGUCGCGGCGAUCGAGGGUGACUUGCACAAGGUCACCUUCUCGGGCGGGCAGGCAGGCUUCACGGUGCCCGUGGGCGCGCUGGUAGUCAGCGACCCCAUCGAGCUGCCCCUCGAGGCCCUCGACGUCCUCUCCGUCUCCAUCUACCUCGAGCGCGGCCAGACCACAAACAGCAUCACGGGCCACCCGGGGUCCAGGACGACGUCGUGGUUCGCGCCCGGCAAUGCCGUCGAAGCAAAGGACUUUGCCGGACAGGGCGUCGACAAGACGGACCACUGGUACUUUAUCUCGAGGGUCGAGGGCUGGGCGCCCGCUGGUGCUGCCACUCCUGGGGCCCUGGUCAUUGUCGGGGACAGUAUCACCGACGGGCGAGGCUCGACGCACAACCAGAACAAUCGAUGGGCCGACGUGCUCAUGAACCGGCUCGCGGCAUCCUCGACCCCGGUCUCGGUCAUCAACCAAGCAGCCGGCGGCAACCGGAUACUAAACGACGGGCUGGGGCCCAACGCCCUGUCCCGAAUCGACCGGGACGUGCUGGCGUCGUCGGCGCUGCGGUACGCGGUGGUGUUCGAGGGCGUCAACGACAUCGGGACGGCGCCCGCGACCGCGUCGGCGCAGCAGACGGUGCGAGACCGGCUGAUCGCGGCGUACGAGCAGAUGAUCGCGCGCUGCCAUGCCAAGGGCGUCGCCGUGUUCGGCGCCACCAUCACGCCCAUGACCGGGCCGGGCCAGGCGUACGGCGAGCCGGCGCGCGAGGUCACGAGGCUGGCCGUCAACGAGUGGAUCAGGACCUCGGGGAGGUUCGAUGCCGUCGUCGACUUUGACGCCCUGGUCAGGGAUCCCGCAAACGAGACGAGGCUGCUCCCCGCCUACGACACGGGCGACUAUCUCCACCUCAACCCGGCUGGUUAUCAGGCCAUGGGGGAGGGCUUUGAUCUGAGCCUGCUUGAAAAGUUCAAGGAUGGUGUCUGGUCGAUGCUCUAG